Plutella xylostella (diamondback moth) is the source of this 2898-nucleotide messenger RNA. Its product is annotated as guanylate kinase. Gene Ontology annotation, cellular component: cytosol. Lineage: Eukaryota; Metazoa; Arthropoda; Insecta; Lepidoptera; Plutellidae. The record is from RefSeq and is a predicted model, not a curated record. Gene Ontology annotation, molecular function: GMP kinase activity. Gene Ontology annotation, biological process: purine nucleotide metabolic process.
GGGGGCUGAAAAGUGGUGCUUUUUGCGGCGUGGAUCUUAUUUAUUGCCUAUUUACCGGAAUAAAAACGCUUCUCUCUAUACACGAGACAGGCUUUGAAUAGUAACCACGAAUUUUCUCAGAGCAUUUGUUACGAUGGUGCAGAAGGGUCCACGACCGUUGGUGCUGUGCGGUCCGUCGGGGUCGGGCAAGAGUACGCUUCUGAAGAUGCUGCUGAAGGAGUUCCCGGACCGCUUCGGGUUCAGCGUGUCGCACACGACGCGGCAGCCGCGGCCGGGGGAGAAGCACGGCGUGCACUACCACUACACCAGCAAGGAGGAGAUGCAGGCCGCCAUCCAGCGCGGGGAGUUCCUCGAGACCGCCACCUUCAGCGGCAACAUGUAUGGCACCAGCAAGAGAGCAGUAGAAGAUGUCCGCCGCACCGGCAAGAUCUGCGUCCUGGACAUUGAGAUUGAGGGUGUGAAGCAAGUGAAGCAAACCGACCUGGAGCCACUGCUGGUGUUCGUGAUGCCACCCUCUGUGGAGGAGCUCGAGCGACGCCUGCGAGCACGGAACACAGAAAACAAAGCUGCCCUACAGAAGAGAUUGGAAACUGCCCGCAAGGAAAUUGAAUUUGGUCAAAUGCCAGGAAACUUCCACAUUGUCAUCUUGAAUGAUAAUUUGGAUAAAGCAUAUUCGGAACUACGCGAUUUUAUUGCACAGAACUUUGAAGAUAAAAAUGAAGGCUCCCAAUCAGACGUCUGCCCCGAGCAGUGAGCAGUGAGGCUGAUGCAUGCAGCAUGACCCAGUGUCCACACUCUCUCCGUUCACCCCAAUACAAGGAGAAAUAUAUUAUAGCAUUCACAUGAAUCACAUAAGAUGAGCGACAUUCCAAGAAUCUAUUCAAAGUUAAUCUACAUGAUUAUUGAUUAGUUGAAUCCUGAUAGAGAGAAUAUGAUUUGCAAAUAUUGAUGACUCCACUAUAUUUUUGUAACUAAUAUUAAUUAAUUCAGCUAUGGUUAACUUUGAAUAAUUCAAGUUCAUGUGAUUGUUAUAAUCAAUUGAAUUCUAAUUUAAGUAUUUGAAUGGCUAUGCAACUACAUUACUAAAUAUGAUUCAAUAUUUUUCUAAGCAUUGUUGUAGUCAAUUCACAAUGAGCCUAUGCUAUGUAAUAAAUAGAUUUUUAUCUAUAAUUUUCUGGAGCCUAUCCAUAACUUUGAGAGUGUCAAUGAUGGCAAAAAAAUAAGUAAGUACAAAACUUUGUUUAUAUUAUGGUACAUCCUUAUUAAUUCAAUGUGAAUUGACUAAUUUGUGAAUUAUUUAUUGUAACACUAGAUAUAGGAAUGUCAGUUAAGUUACCUUGAAGUCGGUAAGGUAGAUUUAUUGCAGUAUCUCAUACUUACCUCAUUUAUUAUAGGCACAUUCUAGGAUUUGUUCCGCUAGCAAGAAAGGAGAACAAAACAAAAAUGCAUUUUGUAAGAAAAUUAUGUGUCUUCAAGGAAAGUUACUUUUGUCGAAUAUAACCACAAUCUAACUAUAAAAGUGUAGUAAUUUGUCUACAUGCCUCUCGUAGGAAGCAACGUCUUACCAAAUAGCAAUUACAACAGUAACUAUAGUUAUUGUUGAUGACGCUCACACUGAGCAAGUUAUCACCAUGUUAUAGCUAGUAGACAUGCACAUAGGAUGAUAACACUGCCUGCCUCUGAACUUCAAAGUUAUUUAACUUAUUAUGCGCUUGCACAAAACAGGCGUAAAAUAGUUUUCACACUUCACUACAGUACCAGUCCAGGCUUAGCUUCUACAUACAAACAGUAGUACCUAAUGGAUAGUAAAUAAGUAGAAAGCUUGUUGUCACUAGCUGGUACGUACAUGGCUAUUUUUAAUAAAUCUCGAUGUUUGGCUAAGCCCUUACGUUUAAAGAGUAAAACUCUUAUAGGUGUCGUAGUAUAGUGCCGUUCAAAUAGUCAUAGCACCCAUAGCAGCUAAUGCAUAAUUAUUUUGAUGUUAUUGUUGUUAUUACCUACCAUAGGUAGGUUUAACGUAGGGUGUGUAGAACUAAAGUGUUCGUGUCUUUACAUAUUUUAUGGACCUAUACUUACCUUGUAUUUCUCGGUGUUAGUCUGUUGGCUAAAAUGCAUUAUAAAAUUAUAAUUGCUUAUAAACUUUUAACAAAGCUUGUCCUCAUCCAUGUUAGACUCUGGGAGUGUAAAUACACUCAAUAUGCUGCAUAGUCUAUGGCAUUAGUGGCCAGGUGGCCAGUUAUGAGUCUAAAAGAAAAAAAUAUUGGAUCCCAAAAUUUGUGCCAAAAUUACGAUAAAAGUACCUACAAGAAACCUACUCUCAUAAAUAUUCCCUGAUUUGGCCAGAGUAAUAGUGAUGAAAAUAUUUCGACCACAAAUGAUAGGAAUAAAAUACUUAAUUAAUUAUGUCUUUCUGUACUACGUGACAUCAUCUAUACUACACUUUAAACACCUUAACUAAAUAAGUACUUACACAUUCAUCUAAUGUCUACAUAAUUAAAACUAUUAUUUUUUUCUAGUUUUCCGUGGAUUUUGAAGUGACGACGAAUGGUUAUCAUUAGGUGCCUGUGCCUGCCUACCCAGUUAGAAACACCUAUGUUGGAUGUAUAUUAUUUAGGUACCUACUCUUUGUGAAGCUUAUUUACUUAUACUAACUGUAAAGUUUUCUAAAUCAUUCCAUACAAAAUCAACCUGACAACAAUUCUGUACCUAAGAACCUAUCUGUAACAUUUGAUACAAAUUUACCGAAUUCUAAAAUUAAUAUAUCUCUACAAUAUUUAUGGCCCUUUUCUAUUUAUGUAUUUAAUAAUUAGUUAAUUUUAUAUUUCCGAGCUACUAAGUAGUUAUAAUUAUAAACAAUGUGUAAUUGUUGUCGAUGUCAAAUAAACGUUUAAAUUCCCA